Messenger RNA from Pocillopora meandrina, 10444 nucleotides. Lineage: Eukaryota; Metazoa; Cnidaria; Anthozoa; Scleractinia; Pocilloporidae. The record is from the annotation of a GenBank genome assembly.
AUACAUUUUCGGAUCAUUCGUUUGCGUCUUUGUUACAAAAUCCUUUUGUUAUUGUUCUUUAACAAAAUAGAAACCACAGAUGUCUUGGUCUGCUCCAGAGGAUUGGUCUCGCUGGGAUCCAGAUACACUAAUGAUUUGUCCGUACGACGAAGCUCACAGAAUAAAAGCAAGGAGAUUUCAACACCAUCUGAUGAAGUGCAGGCAGAAUCAUCCCGAUAAAGACUUUGUUAACUGUCCUUUCAACGCUAAACAUGUCAUGCUAAGGCAUGAUGUUAGACAUCAUGUAAGCCGGUGUCCCGAUAGAGUAAGUGGAAUAAUCCAGUUUAAAUUUCUAUUUGCAUUCUUUUUCGUCUUCGAGUUGAUAUUUGAAUCGGUUAACUCUUAAGAUCUCUAUGGCAGAUUCUCUCAACUUAUGGAGAAAUCCUUCUUUCGUGAUUAUUGUCGAGAAAAUUGCUUUAAGCGUUAAGUUAUCAUUGUUAGUUUUUCCUAAGUUUGUCUCCUAAACUGCACAAUGUCAUGUCAUUUUGUUUAAAUAUUUUAGGAGUUUGUGAAAUAAUUUUUACAUUUACUUUAUUUUGGAGCUGUAUUUUAAGUUUUAACAAGAAUAAUACUUACCUGCUCUUUGAUAUGAUUUUCCGUCGUCAUAUUGGCAGCGGAGUUACAAGCUUCUAUUCCAAACAAGUUUAAUUAUGGAUAAAAGGGUUUUAAAUAUCACAAAUCAGCCUUUGCUGUGUAACCAGUAGUGAUGCAGGGUACCAAAGCCUGUGCAAUUUAAUUUAGUAUUAUCAAGUUUGUUGAUAACAUAAAUUCACCUCCAUAAAGGGUUUCAAAGCUGAUGUUUCAGAUGUUAACUCUUUGCCAGAGUGAUUGACGAAGGGCUAAUGCUCAUAACGUCAGCUUUGAAACUCUUUACGGCGACCAAUUUAUGUUAUUAACUCAGUGGAUAAUACUAAAUUACCCUGUUAUACUCUCCCUCUGAAGCUGCACCACAGUUUUUUUAGAAACUUACCCUCUUUAUUCCUGUGCAUUGUACAUGAGGGGUGAAUUGGUGGGCUUCUGGAAAAGCCUGAAAAUGGAGAGAACCUCUUAUCAUAGUUUUUACAACACUAUUUCUCCAACUUUCAUGAUGAUUAAAUUUUUGGGUCAAAGUGCCAAUCUUUUUAUGGUCAGAGCAUUCUUCAUUUUUUGUGUGAGAGAAAUAACAACUAAAACUUUGUAUUUUAAGCUAUUGACACUUUCUCAUUUCAAGGGAACAUGAUUUGAACCAGAAAUCAUUUGGAAUUUGCAAUGCUUCUUGAACAUGAUGCAAAUAUAAAUAUUUGGUGCAGUACCUUGUCACCAAGAACCACCCAAAGAACCUGCCCCCCCCCUCUCCCCCACCCCUUGCAACUGAGAAAUUACCUAACAGAUGUAAAGUAACCAACCUGAUAUUCAUUUUUUUAUUCUUCUAGUCUACCAUUGAGCAGUAUAAUUAUAAAGGUAAGGAAUGAAUUUUGUUUGGAAAAUUAAUUUUUACUUAUUUUCCAUGGACAACACUCAUGGAUCAAUUCUCAGCAUUUUACAACAACAGAUGUGUAUCAGCUGGAUUAUUUCCUUUCCAUGUGCUGUAGUUUUAUACCUCGCAAAGCCUGUUAAGUUACGGGACUAAUCUUAACCCUUUACACCCUAACAUCAGUAUGCAUAUUCUCCUUAAUGUUCUCUAUACAUUUCCUAAGGUGCUGACAAGGAGAAUUUGUUUUGCAAUCACGAGCUUCUUUAGUUGGUGAUCAUUUCCUUCACUCUCAUGACCUUACUGUGUGAUUCAGGGCUGAUCUUGUAGGGAGAAAUUAGAUGCUAGUCAAAGGGUUAAUACUGGCCUAACCAUCUGCACGAUGGACUCUGGAUGGGGAGGUCUGGGUUUGAGACCUAGCAAGGUCAUUGUGUGGUGUUCACAGGCAAGAAACAUAAACCCCACCAGGCCUCUUUCUGCCAAGAGCCAAGUUGUUCAAAGGAUAGAAAACAUUUCAAAUGGUUCAAAUGUUAUCCUGUUGAUAAGUUUUAAAAGAAUGUGCUGCACCAUCCAUUAAAUAGAGAUUUAUCCAGCAUCAUCCACCUUACGAACAACUGUGUCCAAAAGUAUAAUUGGGUAUCAAAGAAUGGUCACAGAAACCUAACAGCUAAUGCUGUUAUGGACUAGCAUCCUCACCAGGGGAAAAAGUAAUAUAGUAACCCCCCACCCCCAGACACUUCUUCCUACAGAGAAGGUUCCAUAUACUUUUUACAAAAAGCAUGAUUGGGCAACUUUUUUUUUCUUGUGAAUCAUGAUUUAAAUUAUUUUUUAUUUGUUAAUCCUGAUUAAAGAUUAUAAGAUCUUUUUCAUGUCCAUGGCAACUGAUUUUUUUUAUUGAAGCAUGACUCAUGAAUGAAGAACUGAAAUAAAUGUGGAUCAUGAACCAAUUUGUUUUGCAUGAUGAAUUUCCUGCUAUUUCAUUGUUUUGAAAAUGAGUAUAUAUUUUUCUUGAACAGCUGUGGUUAGGUAAUGAUGAACAAUUAGUCAUAAAACAAACCACCUAUGGUUCUGGAGCAAAUGAAAUGAGAUGUCAUUAUAAACAAGUUUGAAAAAGUGAAAAUAUUAAUUUGUGAAUUUGGUUUAUAAUUUUGAAGUGGAACAUGAUCAUUCGGAAUUUUGCGCAAACAUGAAAAACUGGAUAUUAUGUGUGAUGAGUGAGAAGGCCAAAUAUUUUACAUAACUGAGUUUUUUAUAGGAGAACCUCUUCAAACAGUGUUAAGAUAAUAUUUUAUUACUGCAUUGUACUAUACUGGUUUUGGUAAGCUAUGGGUUCUGAAAUGACAGUAAGUGUUUUUGAUUAAGAACACUUGUUAACAAGCCAUAUAAAGGAACAUGUGUAAUAGAUAGUUUAACCCUUAAAACUUUAAGAGUGACCAGCAUCUAAUUUCUCCUUACAAUAUAAUCCCUGAAUCAAACAUUAAGGUCAUGAGAGUAAAGGAAAUGAUCACCAACGAGAGAAACAUUGGAUCAGUAACAAGUUCUUCUUGUCAGCACCUUAGGAAAUGUCUAAAGAACAGUAUGGAAAAUAUGCAUACUGAUGUUAGGUUGUAAAGGGUUAAGUGAAAUAAAAUUUAAUAUUCUGACAGUAAGACUUCCUCAAAUGUGCUUGGGGUCUGGAAAGCUGCAGAAAUGAGUGGUGGAUAUUGAGAGAGUUGUAAUAUAUAACAUUCUGCUUUGAUGAAGGGCUAACGCUUGACACAUAAGCUUUAGAAUAUCUCUACAAUGUCCAAAUUACUUCGUUAAUUCAGUUGUUAACACCAAAUUAUUCUGAAAUACCUCCCAUCAAUGCAGCACUGAACCCUUUAACUUCUGGAAGUGAUGAAAAUGCAACUUCUUCCUAUAAUAUCCAUACCUUAUCCAGCAAACAGAUGGUGAAAAUACUCAAACUUACGAGGUAGAGUUGUUAUUUUAAACUAACACCAAAUUCUCAUAACCAGUUAAAUAGGAAAUGUGUAGCAGCUGGAAGGGUGAAUGAACAAUCAGAUCUUGGGAGUGAAAGGGUUAAGAGACUUACCCUUUUUUUUCUAAUUUGUCUGUUACAUGUAGGAAGUGAAAAAGAUGACGAUGGUUUUUACUUCAAAGGCAACACUUCAGUGCCAAGUUACCACAGAACAGAAGAAUUGCAACCAUCAACUGAAAACUGGGAUGAUCAGGGUAAUUAGAUUACUUUGUCUAUUGAGUUGAUUAUAUGUGAAUUAUUUACAUAUUACCUCUGAAGUGUGUUGAAAUCAUUGAGAUGUUAUAUAGUCUACUUUAAAAUUACUGUUUAGUUUCAUUAGUCAAUGUGAUCUCUCUCCAAUGACAACCAUUGUUACAGGAGAGAGUGCAUUACUUGAAAAAACUUAGAAAUGAUUUUUAACAAGACAAUAAAUUUGCCAUGUUCCUAGCAUGUGGCUUUGAACCUCAGUUAGUGGUAUCACCCAUCUAGUAUCAGAGUGGCAUUGGCUCAAAUCCCGUCCAAACCUGAGUUUUUAAUCCUUUUACUCCCAAAAGUGAUUAACAUGUAACUUUUCCCUGUAACAUCUAAACAUUAUCCAGCAAGAAGGUCAUGAGAAUACUCAAACUUAUCAGCUAGAAGUUGUCAUCUUGAUCUACCACCAAAUUCUUGUAACUUAUGUACAAGGAAAUGUCUAGCAGCUAGAGGGGAGAAUUGACAUCAGAUCUUGGGAGUUAAAGGGUUAACAAGCUUCUUUUCAGCAAUAUCAAGGAUCAAAGAUCAAGGAGCCAGGGUUAUUUCUAGACUUUUAAACUCUGUCCUUUGGUACCAACAAGGAGAAUUUGUGUAACAAUCAAAACCUCUUUAGUUGGCAAUCAUUUUGUCUUCUCGUGAUGUUAACCCUUCAACUCCCAUGAGUGACCAAGACAGAAUUUCUCGUUACAAUAUCAAUACAGUAUCAAUCAGACAGGUGAUGAGAAUUUGGAAAAAUGUAAGUUUGAGGAUUUUCUUGUUGAUCCAGUACCAAAUUCUCCGAACUAGCAUCACAGGAAUUGUGUGGCAGACAAUAAGCAGAAUUAUUAAUCAGAUCUUGGGCGUUAAAGGGUUAAGGAAUGAUUCAGCAGUAUUACUGUAAGGAGAAAUAAGAUGCUGAUCACUCCUAGGAUUUAAAGAGUUAAGAAUGAUUUUACAUUACAAUUUUGCUGACUUCUCUUGAUAUACACUUGCUAUCCAUUAACAGAUUUCAACACCUCUUUCUCUACACCCUGGGGCAACACCAGCAAAGAGGAUUUUAAUUAGUGUUUUGAAAAUAUAUCAAAAUGCAAGCCCAUGCUUACAGCUGAUGUGUUUGUCUCUUCUCAUCACCUGCUAACCGAGCAAUGUGUUGUUAUUGUAGAGAGAAGUUAGAUGUUUGUAAAUUACCCAUGAGAAUUUAGAGGUGAUAAAUAAUACUGUAACAUGGCUUGUUUUUCGAAAAUCUCUAGAGGCAGAUCAUAGUCAACUGUUUCACAGAGUCGACAGAAUCCUUCCUAAGCAGGAGUCGUUUCAAUCGUCUGACUCCACAGCAGUUACUGAUAUUCAAAGGUUUGUACCAUUGAGAGGUUUUUAAAUGACAAGUGUUCUUCGCGCUAUAACAGUUUUCCAGCAAUUUUGAAAGCGUCCUGUCUGAGAUGUACUGUAAGACGAAUGGUAAACGCGAACACUUUUCAAAAGCGGGAGAAACAGGAACAAGCUGAGAAACCCUGUGAUGAAACUGGAAACCCGUGUCCUCUCUGCGUGUGAUUUUGUUCCUAAUCUUUCCUUUUUUUAAGCUUAGAAAAGUAUUUUUAUUUAUUUUAGGUUAAGUCCGGAGGAACGUGAGAAAUUCAAGCAACAAAUGAGAAGGGAAGCGCUAUUGAGAAGUUCAAGGUAAUACCUCGAAAAACACUUUGCUUGCUUUAUUAUAAGAUCUUGUUUUAUGAAGAUGAAGUAGCAUGCAGGACAGAUCGAAUUUUUUUUCGCGAUUUUCAGUCGAACGAAGGCAACCGCAAUGCCAGCGCGAAGUGCGAGUCACUCGCAGUCGUAUAAUAGUGGUGAAUGUAGAAUUCAUACUAUUAGCGAAUGCAGAAUUCAUAGGAAGGCUAAAAAAUGUUUCAGGUUCUCCAUGACUUGGCUCCUGCUAGGCUUUCGAAUUUUUUCAGGGACUCGUGUUCGGCCAACAAUUAUCAUUUAGGGAACGCUGAUGAUAAGUUGACCGUUCCGUUGCCUAAGACUGAAUUUUUAAAGAAGAGUUUCAGUUAUCAUGGUGUUAAGAUCUGGAAUUCUUUACCGACUGAAAUACGUAGUUGUAAAACUUUGGCUACGUUUGAUGAACUUAUUUCAACCCAUAGACUAAAUGUGACCUAUUUAAGUUAUUUCGUAGGGUUAUAUUUAAUGCAUUAAUAGUUUAAGUCAUGGAUAUUAGUGUACACAGAUAUAUAUAUAUUUUUUUUCUCUUUUUUUCUUGUGUAUAUUUUGAGUGGUUUUUAACUUUUAUAGUUAGUUCAUGCCAUUGCUGGAACCCAGCUUUUCAUAAUGUUGAUGAUAGGGUAGCUUGUUUGAGUAAAGUUGAUUUUGAUACUUGGGGACUUGGGGACUAUAAAAAUUGACAGCCAAUGAGAAGGGGGAGGGGGCGCUCAUUCGAAUACUACAGAGCCCAAGUGGGGGUAUGAAGUAAAUUUUACACAACCAGAAGGGGAAAGGCCCACACUCUCUCAUCUCUUUCCUUCGAUCGUUGCCCCCCCCUCCCCCCCCCGUCCAUUGGUACAAGUUUCCUUCUAUUCCUAGCCUUCCACUUUUGUAAAAAUCAAAGAUGGCAGCUAUGAUUUUUAGCAUGAAAGAACCGGGCACUCGCUCGUCGAGUUUAAGCCUGCUUGCGUUCAGUCAGCUGAAAUAUAUAUUUUCUUUUCUUUUUUCUCGUUUGUAGUUCAGAAGUGCAGCUCCCAUCAUCAUUGUACAAUUCUUCCCAAGGAUUAAGUUCGCAGGUAGAAAAUCGUGGACAGCGUUAUUCGGGCACAGACAAUCCCAUCUUUCGUCAUAGUCUCGAACAAAGUGUGACUGUUAGUUCUUCUCAACAGCAGGUUGUUCACGAUUCUGAUCUGCUUCGGAGAGGUCCUAUGGCAACCAGUAUUUCAACCCCAAAGAACCCAGUAUUUCAACACUGUCUCGACAAUAUGAAAGCGCAAUCUCGAUCGCUUCAUGAAAAUCCAGUGGUGUGCGAUAAGUCAAUUGAACAAUAUUCAAGACAGCUAGCUCAUGGUGAUAGUAACUCUGAAAGACCGGGCGUCGGAAAUAAAAGUUUUUCCUCCCAAGACACACGCAAAACCUCAUCCUCAUCCUCAUCGCUUACAAAUGCGAGCGAAGAACUCGAAAACGAAAUUCAAUCUAGACUUAAACUCGUUACAAACGAAAAACCAGAAUUUGCCCUAAUGAAUAAUGUUCGUGGACAGCCGACCUCGCCCAAAUCCAUUGGCGUGAGUUCUACCCACUUGGCUGGAGUCGGUAGGGCCAGACUCCACGCGGAAGCUCGGAAGAAAAAUUUUGGCGGUGUUUCCUUCAGUCCUCCAAAGACGUCAGGUAUUGACGUUUUUAUUUCUAUUUAUUUAUUUGCACUGAGGGUGAAACAUUUGCCCGUAGUUACAAAUAUACUUGACCUAAGCAAUGAUUGUUGGGCAUGGAAAUCAAAAGCAAUCUCGACCUGAUCACAUGCGUUGUCUUCUCAACCAAUCAGAUGCAAAACUUAUCAACCAAUCACGAGUUGGUCGCCCGCGUUUUCCCGCGCUUCAGACGGUUGGGUUAUUUUACCCCGAACAUCUCAGUGAUUUGUUUGAACUUGUGCAUAACUUUGUUCUACUUCUUCUUUUACGCUUUAAGUGUUCGUUCGUGUUAUAUUCAAUGAUUUUUGUCAAGAGAGAUCAACGAAAGAAAGGCAGAUAUUUCGAUAGCUAUGGCCUAAGUCACGUAAUUCUACUUAAACAGAUCUGUUAAGCGGGAAAGGUCACCAGAGUCCACUGAAUCGGCUUAAGAGUGUAGUCGACAAAAUAGGGUGCUUUCCGGAGAAAAACGUGCUACGCGUGCUACUUUUACAGAAACCACGGAAAAGUAUAUAUAUCGAUGUGAAGCUUAAAAAGUAUAGAUUAUGAAAUAGCAUAAUCUAUAGUUUGUUAAAGUUUCUGUUUUGAGAGGCGCGCGCGAGCCUUGAAACACAAAGCUUACGGUAUUUACUCAACUGAAUUACCAGCCUCUGCAUCACCACGAACCUCCACACAAACUAAACAGUAUCACUCAGCAAAUAUUUGGUUAACAAAGCGUGUGAAGCUUUUUCGAUAUUUUAAAUGAUUCUUGAGAAAAUCUAUUUUGAAGUUUGACAAAAGAGAAUAGUUCGGUUGUUGUCAAGUUCUGGGACUUCACGAGAGAAAUAUUUGGAAUUUUCGUUUAAGUCUUGCAUACUUUGGUUCGUUAAUAUCUCACGAACAUUCUGGCCAAUUUUUAUGAAAAUCCAGCAAAUCAGCAUACGUAUUAAUUGGCUUGAGUAGAGGUAACUCUGCAAAAAUCAGAAGGAAAAGUGGGCAUAGCAAGCGAGGGAAAACAAAAACUUUGAUAUCUAUCUCUUCAGGCUGGGCUCUCUCGCGAUCAUCCCCUUUCGGCUGUUGGACGAGGAAUCGUGUUUCUUAACGUAUUGCGAAAUGUGACAGAAAUUUCCCUUUGUUGACCGUCGUUGUGUGUUGCAAGACACGAUGCAAACAAAAUAUGCAAAAUCGAGAUCCCGGACCAAAGCCCGCCUUUCCGGUUAUGAAACCUUUCACUCGCUCAAGACAUUCCUUCAGCCAUUCUUUUGUAACAUUUUAUUAAUUUUGUUUUCGAUAAAUUAAACAUAACUGCUUUUUCUGACUAAAGAGCAAAAACGAAAAAACAAAAUUUGAAAACAUUGACCCUAUUUUGUUGACAGAAACCAAUAGAUACCUAUUUCCUUACGGCUUGACUUUGAGCUUCGCUGUUUCUGUUCAAAUUUCCCUAAUGAAAUUUGUGCGGGUUUACUUUUCCAAGAAUUUGAGCAACAGUGGCCAUCCAGUCUUUGUUAGUUGAACUCAGUGAGAGACAAAGCUCAUUAGCCUUUGUUGAAAAAUUAAAAAAAAAAAAAAAAAAAGAAAAGAAUAAAAUGGACUAAAAGUUCUUUGUUAUCUCUUUAGGUAUUGGGGCGGCCGGCUCUCCUCCGAUUGGAAGGGGCAGAGGCAUGUUGAGCUUCAUGUACUCCACUUAGCGGCGGGAUACCGUUUACCGCAAAAGAGGCGUUAUGCUUUUCUUAGAAGGUUAACAAAAGGGAAUAAAUGUUUACACGUUUUUUGUUCCAGUUAAGACGGUGAGAACUGUUCCAUUAACGAAAGUUAAAUUAGUUCUCAACGGAUGUGCUGCUCAAAACUUUCCCGUGGGUCGCAGGAAAAAGGUCGCGGGCUUCCUCUUCUUCUCUUGAACUUGCUGAGGACGUGACAAGCUAAAAUAUUGAAGGCGUCUGCCGUUGCACGCAAAUACGUGACACGUAACAAACUGCGGACAGAAGAGUCGACUAAGGGUGAUGGCAAUGUUAAGAUCUGUCUGGUUCAUUCUUAGAAAAAAUUUGUUUUGUUCGUUUUGCUUAAUAUAUAUAAAAAUUCCAUUGAAGGUUGUGAAUCGAUUCUUUCAUAUAUUGAUCUACUGUUAUUUCGAGUUGAUCCUUAAGUUUAAUCCACGAGAUUACUUGGAACGCCCCCAAAUCACUUGAAUUCCGAACUUUGAAUAUCAGCUGAUACUGUGAAGCCUUAAAAAAAGUAUGCAAUAUGUCGAAAAAAUAACUCAAGUUGUAAACAAAGGCAAUGAAAAAGCUGUUAUCAGUGUUGUUUUGAUCCUGGGCUUCCCGAAAUCUUAAACUAAUAUCCCUUGCGGAGUAAAAACAAAUAAAACAUUUGCAUUUACCCUUUCAUGUUUAAAACACCAGCAAUUAGGUGAUGCAACACUGGUUUUUCGUGUUUUAAAAGCGUUUUCAAUGCUAUGAACAACCGAAAAAAAAUGGUUCCCGGCCUCGGCGAUUGAAUAACAUCAUUUCUCUUCAUCGCGCGUCCCAGAGAUUGUCAAACAAUGUGAACUAUUUUUAAACGCGGAACAUGCAGUCCACGCUGGUGAUAUGGUUCGAUUGGACUUUGGUCGUAGAAAUCAUCUCGUCUGCACGUGCUGAUUUUGAAUUGACUAUGUUCAUUAAAUAACAGCCAAACACGAGCUGUCAGCUUAGUCAACGUUCUUCGUCUUCCUCGACAACUCAGAAUUUUUUCCCGAGAACACCACCGCCGUAAUUUCAAAGGAAUUGGAUUUCUGAAGGAAUGGCUUCUCUGUCCAUAAUCAUGUGUCGAAUAUGGGACAUUUACGUGAUGAAUGCAGCCCUAAGCGGUUGGAUUUUGUCGAAAAUUAAUACCUACAACUCCAGUUUGUUAUGUGUUUGGGUCAUAUUCCUCUGUGAUAUGGUUUACAUCUUAGACGCGUUGGCUAGAACAAGUAAAACCUCGCUGACCUCUGGUAGCUGGGCGUCGGUUACGUCAAAUGGUUUACCAAGAACAAUUUUAGCGAAUUUAUCGGCUGUCGUCAAAGUAGUGACAUUUGUUCCAUACCAUAUUUUGGUUAUUUUGGAACUAGACGCUUGUGGUGUCUAUCUUGUGGUGUGCGCCCUUAGAGUAGCGAGACUUUUGCUGUCGGGAAGAUUAUAUCUUUCUUUUGCCUGGACGCUUUCGAACGUGGCUGAAUAUAGAGCCGUAAUGACUCAAAGACGGUCCAAGAGACUCCCCGCGAGAAAAACCUGCGGAAAAACACGCAAGGAGAACGCAGAUGAAUUCUUUGUGGAAAGGACAGUUGACUCAUCGCCCUUUUUGCGUCACAUCAAGAAACUUAUUGAUACAGAAAUGGAGAGAAACUUCUAG